CAACUCCCCACCCAAACUGGCUUCAACCUGUGACCUGUCCCACCAACAGCCCUGAUCUCUCAUUUCUCUCUUUCUCUCUCCUGCUUCGCAUUCUUCGCCAUCCAGUCAGUCCUUUAUUUGUUUCUCGUCUGUGUGGUGGACGGCGAGCCUGAAAAUCACAUCCAAAAUCACAAAUAAAAAGACGUUCCAAUCUUCACGAAAACAAAGGGAGCGUGAAAAAGCAUACCGAAAAAUAGCGGAAAAAUGGCUCUCAAGCUCAACUCCCUCAGCUUGCAGUCUCACAAGUGUUCUUCGUUUGCUCUUCCGCCAAUGGCGAGCAGCAGCCUUAGAUCUCCCAAGUUCGUCAUGGCUUCAACCCUCCGUUCAGGCACAAAGGAAGUUGAGAACCUGAAGAAGCCUUUUACUCCACCUCGUGAGGUCCAUGUUCAAGUAACACACUCUAUGCCACCUCAGAAAAUUGAGAUCUUCAAAUCUAUGGAGGAAUGGGCUGAGGAAAAUAUAUUAGUUCAUCUGAAGCCAGUUGAAAAGUGUUGGCAACCACAGGAUUUUCUACCAGACCCUGCUUCAGAUGGUUUUCAUGAUCAGGUCAAGGAACUAAGGGAGAGGGCUAGGGAGAUUCCAGAUGAUUACUUUGUAGCUUUAGUUGGAGAUAUGAUCACUGAAGAAGCUCUUCCAACAUACCAAACAAUGCUCAACACACUUGAUGGUGUUAGGGAUGAAACAGGUGCAAGCCCCACCUCUUGGGCUGUUUGGACAAGGGCUUGGACUGCUGAAGAGAACAGGCAUGGUGACCUCCUUAAUAAAUAUCUGUACCUUUCUGGGCGAGUUGACAUGAGAGCAAUUGAGAAAACAAUUCAGUACUUGAUUGGGUCAGGAAUGGAUCCUCGGACUGAAAACAGUCCUUACCUUGGAUUUAUCUACACAUCAUUCCAAGAAAGGGCAACUUUUAUCUCCCAUGGUAACACUGCUAGACAAGCUAAGGAGUAUGGGGACAUUAAACUGGCUCAAAUCUGUGGCACAAUCGCCGCUGAUGAGAAACGCCAUGAAACUGCCUACACCAAGAUAGUGGAAAAGCUUUUUGAGAUCGAUCCUGAUGGGACUGUACUGGCCUUUGCAGACAUGAUGAAGAAGAAAAUCUCUAUGCCAGCACACUUGAUGUUUGAUGGCCAUGAUGAUAACCUCUUUGAUCACUUUUCAGCAGUGGCUCAACGGCUCGGUGUGUACACAGCUAGAGACUAUGCAGAUAUUUUAGAGUUUCUCGUGGGCAGGUGGAAAGUGGGAGAUAUUACAGGACUUUCAUCUGAAGGGAGAAAAGCUCAAGACUACGUGUGUGGAUUGCCCCCUAGAAUCAGAAGACUGGAGGAGAGAGCUCAAGGUAGAGCCAAACAAGGACCCAUCAUCCCAUUUAGCUGGAUAUAUAAUAGAGAAGUGCAGCUCUGAGUGGACUAUAUAAUGUGGUGAAUUGGAAUCAGGUAAGUCUCUUUCCAUAAGCGCUAUCAAGUGCGGGUAGUGUAUUAAAACUGCAGUCUGGAUCAAAAUUUAUAUCGUUGGGUUAAGAGGUUUUGCUGGAGAUAUUAUGCUGAGUUGUAGAUACAGUUAUUUAAUCGUGUUGUCGUUAGGUCUUCAUAUAGGGUCAGCUCUAGUUGUCUUUUUUUCUUAAAUGUCAUGGUGGUGUUUAUUUCUGUUCUUUGCUAGUGCUUGUUACUGUAAACCUUUUAUCAAUAUCAAUGCAAUUUUGUUGAUUUUGUUCAA
Molecule: messenger RNA, 1752 nt
Organism: Ipomoea nil (Japanese morning glory)
Lineage: Eukaryota; Viridiplantae; Streptophyta; Magnoliopsida; Solanales; Convolvulaceae
Product: stearoyl-[acyl-carrier-protein] 9-desaturase, chloroplastic
Exons: 3
Coding region: 244-1440 (398 amino acids)
Biological process (GO): fatty acid biosynthetic process
Cellular component (GO): chloroplast stroma
Molecular function (GO): stearoyl-[ACP] desaturase activity
Source: RefSeq, a predicted model, not a curated record